Cucurbita pepo subsp. pepo (vegetable marrow) is the source of this 716-nucleotide messenger RNA. Its product is annotated as putative calcium-binding protein CML44. Lineage: Eukaryota; Viridiplantae; Streptophyta; Magnoliopsida; Cucurbitales; Cucurbitaceae. Gene Ontology annotation, molecular function: calcium ion binding. The record is from RefSeq and is a predicted model, not a curated record.
UCAAUGCAAAGAAACCAAAACCGCCAUAGCUGAACUUUCUUGCGACCUUCCGCCUCUUCAACUGCUCGUUAUAAAUCGAUCAAAAUCACUACCAGAGAAGAACUUACAAUCUUCAAUCGUUGAUGUUCCUCAUCGAUUAUGUCUCCAUUCAACGCCUCUGAUUUACAGAGGAUUUUCGAAACGAUUGACAGAAAUGGCGACGGCUUCGUGAGCAUCGAGGAGCUUCAUUGGCUGCUUAAUCGAACAGGCGUCGAUUUCAUUUCGGAUGAUCUCGAAUCGUUAAUAGGUAAAUCGAUGAUUGAUUUUGAUGAAUUCUUGUCUCUGUAUGAAUCGAUUUCGGAAAUAAACAGAGGAGGAGAGGAGAUUGAGAGCGAUCUUUUGAAUGCAUUCCAAGUGUUCGACGAAAAUCGCGAUGGUUUUAUUUCGUGCGAUGAGCUUCACAAUGUGUUGGUUAGGUUAGGGCUUUGGGAUGAUCGACGCUGUGUGCGUGAUUGUAGGCGCAUGAUUGGCGCGUUCGAUGUCGAUUUGGAUGGGCGGCUUGAUUUUGAGGAAUUCAAGAACAUGAUGAACUACUCUUCUAAUUCUUCGUUUUAGAUUGAUGAUUUUAGUGAGUUUGAUUCUUGUUCGUGUUGAUUUUGAGUUGAUUUGUUGUUUGUUAGAUUACAAAAACUCGUAUUUUUCUAUCUUCUUUUCUCAAUUUCAUUCCCUCCCUGACU